GCUCGUUGCCGAAUCUGGUCGUUCUUAACUUGCGAACUCACAUUCUCGACCGAACAUCAACAUCAACAAACCAUGCCGUGAGCCUCGCACAACACGCGCAAACGAAAGUGCGCCCUUCCGCGACCAUGUCGACGCCAAACACCACUGCGCCCGUGACGCAGCCGUCGUCCGCAUCUAAGAAAGCGACCGGCCACAUCAGCACACCCCACAACACCGCGUCGCCCGCACCUCGAAGCGUGCCUUCGCCCGCCGCAACGCGAAAAGACCACGCGGCUAAGACCCCCGUGAACCAUCCUACGGUUGGCAGUAGCCAUGGCAGUAAGACGCUGGCCGCCACGCCCAUGGUUGGAUCGUUGAGCCAAACGGGAUCGGGCUCCUCGCCUGGUCAGCAUUUUGGCACGCCCGGCACACUCCACGGACUCGGCGUGGAUUUGGGUACCGGCACGCCGAAUUUGAAUGUUCCAACGCCUAUGUUGGCUGCUGCUGGUAUGGUGCCGAGCAUGAGUGAGAUUAUGGGCGUGGGCGCUGGUCGCAAGCGGAAUGAGGAGGAAGAGAGGAGGGCCAAGAUGAAGAAGAUUCUACAGAAGAUUGGUGGACCGAAAGGCCGCGUGUGUAAAUCUGGGAUAGAGAGGGUUGCGCGAAGAUGUGGUCUUACCGCAGUUGGGGACGAGACCGAAAUAUCUUUGGCAGGAGUUGGUGAGAAAAUGAUGCUGGUGGUGAACCUGCAAGGUGAUGUGGUGGAGGGGGUGGUCCCGCAGAUAUUUGUCUGCGAGGCUGAGAAGAAGGAAGAGGAGCAGUAUAUGGGCAUCGCAGCGAGCAAAGUGCUGCUGCAGAACUUAAAAGUCCCGAGUGGGAUCGCUCUACAAUCGAGCCUUGAUCAGUUCGCGACCAAUCUGAACCGGCUAGCAAAGAUGGAUAGGAUGUCCAAGGGGCAGGUCGACUGCUUCGAGGCGAUCAAUGGAGUGUACAGCAGCUUGAAGAAGCUUUACGACCUGGAGAAAGAUGCGGUCAAGGCGUUGAAGCAACUAAAGAGCGAGGAUGCCGAUGAGAAAGCUGCACGCGAAGUGCUGUGCAAGAAAAGCGGCAAGCCUUUCAUGCAUGACAAUGGCAAGAUUGGGCUUUCCCUGGCUUACUGGAAACCAUCGCCGUGUCGAAGGAAGUCGACUACGACAAUGGGCGGAGCCUCCCAAGACGAGCCAGAGGAUGACUUCGAAUCAGACAUCUGGAGCCUGCGUAUCGAAGCCCAGCCAUAUGCUGCCGGCAUGUAUCCAUCGUUACGAGUAUCAGACGCAUGGUUGCCGGAAACAUUCGAUGCCGCUCGGCAGGACCAACCUAUACCAUGGCAAGACCCUCCCAACACAUUCAUCAGCACAAGCUCAACAGACACGGGCGAUGCAAUGGCCAUCGAUGGCGAACGUCUCCCAGACCUCCGCUUCGUCGCCAAGCUAGAUCCUCCAGUCGUGCUACCAUUACAGAUCGCAGCGACAAUUCUAGCGACGCUGGGCGACCAGUACUCCCACUCUACCAGUUUCCCCAUCUACCAUCUCAACGUUCUCGGCAUCAAAUCACAAGACUUGAGUAUCAAGGUUGUUUCUGAACAGAACGUACUGGUUCCAGGCCCAGAGGGCGAAGACACGAACGCUUCACACGAGUACGUUCUCGACAUCCCUAAGGGGGAUCUUGCAUAUGUACUCGAAGAAGUUCCAUUCUCGCAUCCAAGGCAGCUAGUCGAGCUGUUACCUACACUACGACAAUGGGCGAGCACUGGCAACCUUUUGCGAACCGCAUUGGCCAAUUCGCAGCCUGGAGAAGCUCAAGCAGCUACUGCCAACGGCGUAAACGGCUCUCACGCGGGAAAUGGUACUCAAAGCAACGGUACUCACGAGAGGAAGCUUAACGAACUUCUCGGCAACGUAGACCUCGAAGGAGCCUCCAAAACUCGCGUGGACAUGAGCUUCUCCAGUGGCUCUCAACUCCCCAUCUCGACUCCCAACUUCUCACUCGCAAUCUCCGAUCCCACUGGCGACGACCUGAGCCAUGUCGUCUUCCAUAUUAUGCCAGAUGCCGAUGUUGUAGUCGAGCAUUUCGAUGGCAUUGAUGUUCAAGUCGCAGAACCCGUCAAAGAUUCUUCCGAGGGCCAGCAGCCCGAGCAAAAUCAGACGGAGAUGUUGAAAAAGAAGAAAUUGGCAAAAGCGUUGGAGAUCAGCAACGACUUGGGUAUCUGGAUCGAGUGGAUGCGCAAACAGGGUCAUCCUUAG
Molecule: messenger RNA, 2258 nt
Organism: Cercospora beticola
Lineage: Eukaryota; Fungi; Ascomycota; Dothideomycetes; Mycosphaerellales; Mycosphaerellaceae
Product: mediator of RNA polymerase II transcription subunit 1
Biological process (GO): regulation of transcription by RNA polymerase II
Cellular component (GO): mediator complex
Molecular function (GO): transcription coregulator activity
Source: RefSeq, a predicted model, not a curated record